AUGCAUGGCGGAUGCUUGGCUGUUGCGGGCCGCUUGCGGGUCGCCGUAGCCGGCGCGAUUCCACGAGGUCGACAGCGCUCUCCAGCGGCCGAUUUCAGCUCGCUGGCACACAGUAGCCUCGAUAAGGUCUCACUUGACGCCCAUGGAGGCGGCGUCGUGUCUUCUAGACACGAUUGGCAGGUGCUGUACAACUACGCGAAGCACCUCUCCAACGACCGCAACGAGCUAACGCGGAGCAAGUGCAUAACCUUGCUGCUGACCCUCAGUCAGAUUCUGCUGGAACAGAGCGUGCUGCGCGGCCACGGCGCGCGUGUAACGUCGACCUACCUCUGGAAUCACUGCACCGCCAGCCUUGCUCCCACGCCUCGUCGGCAUGCACCCACCAGCUACUCCGUUGAGCCGUCUUCCCUGUUGCGCUAUCUGAGGUACAUGGCGAGGCUGCGGCCGUAUCACCGUUUGAGCGUGCUGCGCGACGGGCCUGCGCCCUCUGAUGAUGUCGUCAGCCGUGGCAGUUGCGCCACGACGCCGCAGGGAGGGGUGGGCUACGCCGGGCUGUUCAGCCGUCUGAUGGGCGACGACGUCUCACCAUGUUCCGUACGCCGUAGUAGAAAAGUGUCGGGGUCGCAUAUAGGCCCGCUCCGCCUGCGCUCAGACCAGCUCCUAGCCCACCCAGGCAUUUUCAGUUACCCCGUCUACCUUGAGCUCAUCGGCGACGAGCACGUUGCCGCUCCCCCGGCCGAAGGCGCCGCUGCUGCGCCAGAUGCCGCUCUCAUUUUACAGCGGAGCGUCGAGCAGCUGCUCGAUCGCCUGCGUGUCCUCUACUUGGGCCACGGCACCCGUGGUCAGCAGUGCCUGGUCCCAAUGUUCACGGCCGUCAUGCUCUACGGCCCAAAACUUAAGCUAAGCGGGAACGCCGAGCUUGACGGGGCAUAUCGCAAACUCCACAGCAGCCUGUCGAAUGCGGCAAUCUCCACGGAAGGUGCCCCCCCGCUGAGUUUCAGGAGUUUGGCGUACCUGCUCAACAGCUGCCUGCACACGGCCGACACUGCUCCCAUUUGCGCUUUCGCAGAACGCAGGAUAUCGGAAUCGGCGGAAUUGGUGCCCCUGGAGUGGCUGGAGAACAUCUGUUUUGCGUGCUCCAAGAGCCGGUACCCGCACGACACGCUGUAUGAGGCGAUGUCACGGCACGUUUCGGCCCAGGCGGACUCCGCAAGCCCAGUGGUUUGCUUGAACCUGCUGUGGAGCUUCAGCCGUGUGGGCAGGGCCCACCUGGUGGGAAAAGCUUUAGAGCGCCGGAUCGCCGAGUUGGGGCCCGGCGCAUUCGCGCACGUGAACCCUGCAUUCCUGCGGCGCGCAGUGGUUGCGCUGGAGCCGCACGUCGCGGAGUCGACGCUGCAGACUAUUCGGUACAAAUGA
Messenger RNA from Babesia bigemina, 1416 nucleotides. RefSeq lists its product as hypothetical. The record is from RefSeq and is a predicted model, not a curated record. Bases 1 to 1416 code for a protein of 471 amino acids. The transcript has 2 exons. NCBI's taxonomy places the organism in Eukaryota, Apicomplexa, Aconoidasida, Piroplasmida, Babesiidae.